Messenger RNA from Mugil cephalus (flathead mullet), 1333 nucleotides. It is a transcript of the gene rbis, whose product is annotated as ribosomal biogenesis factor. The record is from RefSeq and is a predicted model, not a curated record. The transcript is spliced from 4 exons. Gene Ontology annotation, cellular component: nucleolus. The coding region runs from base 14 to 388 and encodes 124 amino acids. NCBI's taxonomy places the organism in Eukaryota, Metazoa, Chordata, Actinopteri, Mugiliformes, Mugilidae. Gene Ontology annotation, biological process: ribosome biogenesis.
CUGUCGCACGCAAAUGACGUCAGAGAAAGAGAGACACGUUUGGAAUAGCACACGAGGGCAUCAACAGCGCUUCACAAAUAAACCUUGUAACAUGGCGAAGAAUAAACAAAAGGGGAAAAAACAGAAGAACGUCUUUCAAGUGGCAAACAAACAUCUGAAGAGCAAGAACAAAGCCAAAGCCGUCACAACAACUCUCAAACACAUCAAUGGAGGGAAAAAGGAGAAGGUGGAGAGCCUCAAUCAAAUCUUCACAGAAGUCCAGAGGGACGUUAAAAGCAUUUCCAAGUCUGUUGCCCCGGAACCAAAGAAGCAAACACAGGUUGUCAGAGAGCCACCGAAGGAAUCUGUGAAUGUUGACAACGCUGCUCAACUCUUUUCUCAGCUAUAACGGAUCAAGAUAGAAGGACUGUCAUAACAACGGACAUGAUUUAGGGAUGAGUUAAGGAGAAAUUGCAGUAAUGGAAUUAUUGUAAAACCUAAUAUAGAUCCUAUAUGUUUGAUACAAGUGACAAGUCAGUCACUGUCAGUUGUAAAUUGGGCCACCUUUAUAUGAAUCAGAAUAGAUAGAUCUGUCCUUAGAGCUUAAAAUCUGCUGGAAAUAUAACAGAAGAAGACAAAGUUCUCCCCAAUUUACUACUGACAAUACUGAAUUCAGUCAAUAGAAGAACAUGACCAAGAUGGAGCCACGUUUUCAACACUGCUGCCCAUGUCUGUUCUGGCUCCAUUCAUCUUGUAUCACUUCCUCUGUGGUUCAGUCAAAUCCUGGAAACUCAUCACAUCACCUGUUAUUUACCUCGUCCUCACCAGAAAUAAUGGAUUUAUUAAGACAGAAAGGAUGAAAUUAAGAGUUUAUGUGGCGUCCCAGUCCACAAAGCUUCUUUUGUGGAAGGUUAGUCUGGAGUCCCUCCAUUAGGAACUGAUUAUUAUUAUUAUUAUUAUUAAUAUUAUUGUUAUUGGUAGUAGUUGAAUUCUGGCACCCAUGUAAACAAAGCUACAGUUAUAUAAAUUUGACAAUAUUAAUAGUAUUAUUCAUUGAUAUUCUUAUGUGUAAGAAUAUUGGAUGAAUCUUGAUUAUAUUCUUGAUUAAUUGAAGACUUAGAUCUGGAUGUAGAUUAUUCACCACUGGUCAAACUUUUAUAAACAAACUUUCACGCGUAGAAAGAAUUGCAGAAACAAAACUCCACCUUUGAGCGGUGGAUUUUUAAUGUGUCUGGAACAAUUCACCAAAUAACUCAUCUAUUUAUUGACUAAUUGUUUCGGAACCGUUUCUUCAUGAAAUGUAAUAUCACGGCUUUGUUCCUCAUUUUGAUUAAUAAAUGUUUUGUAAAGUAUA